This is a messenger RNA of Papaver somniferum (opium poppy), 1375 nucleotides long. RefSeq names its product serine/arginine-rich-splicing factor SR34-like. Gene Ontology annotation, molecular function: mRNA binding. Gene Ontology annotation, cellular component: ribonucleoprotein complex; nucleus; cytoplasm. Lineage: Eukaryota; Viridiplantae; Streptophyta; Magnoliopsida; Ranunculales; Papaveraceae. The record is from RefSeq and is a predicted model, not a curated record. The transcript has 17 exons. The coding region runs from base 141 to 1112 and encodes 323 amino acids.
GAGUAUCAGACGAACGUGUCGAUCUUUAUAAAAACCCUAGAAACAGAAAUUAUCCCCAUUAGUACUAUUUUCUUCUCCCCCCAAUAAGUUUAUCUUCUAAUUUCUCGACUUCCUCCCUCCAAUUCAAAAGUUUGGUAAGCAUGACUGGUCGUUCAAGUCGAACUCUGUAUGUUGGUAAUCUCCCAGGAGAUAUCCGUGAGAGGGAAGUGGAAGAUUUGUUUUACAAGUAUGGUCCAAUCAUCGAUAUUGAUCUAAAGGUUCCACCAAGGCCCCCAGGUUAUGCCUUUGUCGAGGUGGAUCCCAUACCCAGGGCCGUAGCAAACUAUAUGGGGGCUCUAGGCGAAGUUAGAGAAACGGGGUCCUCUUUUGAAGACGCUCGCGAUGCUGAGGAUGCUAUCCGUGGUCGGGAUGGGUAUAGCUUCGAUGGGCAUCGUUUGCGGGUGGAACUUGCACAUGGUGGGCGAGGGCAGUCGUCAUCAAUAGAUCGUCAUAGCAGUUACAGUAGCGGCGGUGGUCGUGGUGGAGUAUCCAGGCGCUCAGACUACCGUGUGUUGGUCACUGGAUUACCUUCUUCUGCUUCAUGGCAAGACCUAAAGGAUCACAUGCGCCGAGCCGGGGAUGUCUGUUUCUCGCAAGUGUAUCGUGAAGGCAGUGUCUCAAGUACUAUCGGUGUUGUUGAUUACACAAACUAUGAUGACAUGAAAUAUGCGAUACGAAAGCUUGACGACUCCGAGUUUCGCAAUGCAUUUUCUCGGGCUUAUGUGCGGGUGAAGGAGUAUGACUCAAGGCGGAGUUUAUCCCGGAGCAGGAGUCGGAGUUCAUCUUUGAGGAGCAGAAGCCGCAGCUACAGUCGGAGCAAGAGCCGGAGCAAGUCUCCAAGGACCAAAUCUUCUCGCUAUUCCGUGUCUAGAUCUCGAUCCAGAUCUGUAUCUUCAGAUUCUCGUUCAGCCUCUGUGUCCAGAUCCCCAUCAAGAUCAAGAUCUCCAUUACCAGCUAGACGUGUGAGAAGUUCGAAAAAACGAACUCCCAGCCGAAGCAGGAGCUUAUCCCAGUCUCUUUCACCUGUGGUGAGAUCUGAUCGCAGCCGUUCUGUUGACUCCAGAGGCCGGUAGAGAGGAUAAAAUUUCCUAUUGGUGAUCAAAUGUUCUGGUAGUGAAAUCUGGAUCGCCAAUCGAUUCGAGAGCCAGUAGUGGCUUGUGAGGAGACUGUCCAUGUUUUCUUGUGAUUUAUAAAAUAUUUGUGAGGUCCAGAUAUUUGAACAACUUAUAUCAGUAAUAGCAGUAGUACUUUGUACUCGGUUAAAAUAAUGUACUUAAAAAGUACUUCGUUGUUGAACAUAAUAAGUUGAUCACAUGAUUCACAUCACACUUCAUUA